Hansenula anomala is the source of this 276-nucleotide messenger RNA. RefSeq names its product Pet117p (gene PET117). NCBI's taxonomy places the organism in Eukaryota, Fungi, Ascomycota, Saccharomycetes, Phaffomycetales, Wickerhamomycetaceae. Gene Ontology annotation, biological process: mitochondrial respiratory chain complex IV assembly. Bases 1 to 276 code for a protein of 91 amino acids. The record is from RefSeq and is a predicted model, not a curated record. Gene Ontology annotation, cellular component: mitochondrion. The transcript is spliced from 2 exons.
AUGUCCAGAGCUAGUAAGAUCACUUUAGCAACUACCAUAGUAGCCACCACUGUCACUGUUAUAUGGGUGCAUAAAGUCCAAGAAGAAGAAAGAAAUGCUCUACAUCAAGGUCCUAUAAAAGAUGCCCAAAGAGUGCAGGAGAAAGCAUUAAAGAAGAAACUAUUGGCAAAUCAAAAAGAACAUGAACUACAACAAGAACUACGGAAGAAAUAUGAACAAUUACAGCCAUUGAGUGGUGUAACUCAUACAGCAGAGGAACCGAUUAAAAAGGAUUGA